UAUGAUCAGUAGCCAAAAUUUAUUCAAACGAAGACAGUGCCUUCGUUUAUAAACGAAUAAUUUUUGACAUUGACAGUUAGUAUUCCUCAAUAAUUUUUGUGAGAGAAAAUGAGCAUUUUUUCUAAUUUCUGAAAGAUUAAUAAUAUUUUAAGCCUUGUACUAAGUAGGUAACUAGAUUAUAGAAAUGGCUAAAAAUAUCAAUAAACUGUUCGUGAAAAAAAUAUUAGGACUAUCGCCGGCGUUUCAAUCGGUUAGGUUAUAUGCAAGGUGGUCACAUAGAUCUACGGCUAAAGUUUUGUUACCUUUUGACGAAAAAUCGAAAGGAAAUAUUAAAAAAGAAAAGGUGAUUGACCUGGAUCCUUCCAUCUUCAACAAGUCCAAAGCUCUCAAAGAAAGUAUUACAUCAGAAAUAGACAUAAAAAAUCAAAACAAACAAUCGACUUUGGCGCCUGAAAAAUCUCAACAAAUUAAACAAAAACGAGAAGAAAAGUUGAAAAAGCUCAAGUUUAAUCUUAGCCAACAGAAAGUUUUUGAUGAGAAUAGCGAAAUAAUAUAUGAAAAAUUGAAAGAUAAUGAUGCGCGAGUAAGUUCUCUUUUAGUAAAAUUAAAGUCAAAGAAGGAAAGAAUGCGGUCAGGACACAUGCUAGUUGAAGGCUGGAGACUUAUAAUGGAUGGUUUGGAGGCUAAGUGCCUGUUGAAAUAUGUAUUCUUCAGUAGAAUUGAUGAAUUGAACCGUUUACGACCAUUCUUACCAAAAACUGGAGUUCAACUGUAUAAAAUUCCAUACAAGGAGGUGACACUUUGGUCUGAUCUUGAAAAUAGUCCUGGUAUUUUUGGUGUGUUUGAGACUCCUUCAGCAGAGAAUGUAAGGACACAAUCAAAACCUCUGCCACUUCAGUUCAUUUGUGACAACAUAAGAGUUCCUGGUAACUUAGGUGCCAUACUUAGAGUGGCUGUUGGUGCCGGCUGCGAGAAAGUACUGCUAUCAAAAGGUUGUGUUGAUGUUUGGGAUCCAAAAGUGGUACGAAGUGCUGCCGGCGCGCAUUUCAGACUACCUAUUUAUCAUUCUAUAGAUUGGAAUGAAAUGCCAAACCACAUGGAGGCAGAUACAUCAUUAUUUAUUGCUGAUAGCAACACUACACCUGUUGAAGAUGCUACAGAAGCUGAUGAUAAGCUUGAAAGCUUACAAAUGCGAGUGUUGCCAUAUUAUGGUGUUGAUUUCACAACCUUAAAACACACAACUUUGAUAAUUGGCGGAGAAACAGAAGGCGUUAGUUACGAUAGUUAUGCGCUAGCAGGAAAACAUAACGGUUUACGGCUAAAUAUUCCUUUACAAAGAGGAGUUGACAGUUUAAAUACUGGAAUGGCAGCCGCUGUUAUUGCAUUCGAAAUAAGAAAACAAUUAAUAAAAAAAUGGACUCAAGAUAAACUCGAAAGGCAAUUUUCUGAAUCUAAGUAGUUAUGUAUUAUUUAACUAGUUGAUAAUAUUGUGUAGAUUAGUGUAGCUAUUAGUUAUUAAAUCAAGUUAAAUAAAAAACCGGUUUUUAAAUUAAUUAAAAUUAUGAAUUUCAAACUGUAGAUGCUAUUCUUAACUUGCUGACAUGAUUAACAGAUUCAUUCUUAUCAAAAGAAAAGCUUAGACCUACACAAAUUGAUUUAAUUCAUGUUUUAUUUUCAAACAAACUGCUAAUUGAUGUUUUCUCCUCUGUCAAUUUUUAUACCAAGAAUGUGAUAUACAACAGAAAAACAACAGUACAGUUAAAAAUUGACAGAUUAACACUGACCUAUAUUGAAUGAGAUGCCAUGUACAGGGGAAAGCCAGUAAACAAAGUGCUAGACGAAGGAUCAGAGAUGGUCUUUUAUUUUCAACUGCUGUCAGAGACACCUAUCGAAUUCCUUUGGUACUUUUACACCUUGCUUCUCACGAAAAAAAAGCUAUCUGACAUCGGCUGAAAGAAGUCGCUGUUAUCAAAUGGCUACGUGCUAUUCAAAUGCCAUUCAAAAUAAUGCCACAGAUAUCUUUUCUUUACUUCAUAGAGCAGACCAAAAGACAUAGCCAAUAAUACGCCAUAAUGACGAGCGCCGUUUGGUUUAGUUUUAAAUAGUAAUGUUAACCGCGCCGUUCGUUUUACUCUACGGUAAGCGGAAUAAAAAAAUGAAAACUUUGGCGCAACAAAGAUUUUAGUGCUUUUAUUCCAUCCUGGGCUCCUACCUUCACGUCUUAAAAUGAUAUUGUUACGGUUAUAGAAGAGAGGUGCUGCUCUAUGCCAUGUAUUGCGUCGUCACACUUUCACAACCAUGAUAAUAUUACCUACUUUAAAUUGUGUUGGUAGACUCCCAAUGUUGCAAAAGGAUAACAUCACAUUGAAGUAUUAUUAUUAAAUGGCACUGCCAUGGGUACGGCUGAGUGAAGUUGUCUUUAUUUCUCUUACCACACUUUCUACUACCCUGCAGCAUUAUUAUUUUGCCCACGUAUGUGUCCAGUUCUUUCUUCUCAGCAUACAUAGAUAAAUUAUUCAUAAAUAGUUUACCUAAUUUUGACACCUUUGGCUCUAUACAAAAAAAGAGACAGCACCCUACGUCAUGUAGCUCGCUGUCUUGCUUCCGCAACUGCAAAAAUAAACUAAGAAUAUUAGAUAUUUUCGGCCCACAGAUAUGUUCCUUAACUUACUUAUACCUACUUAACAACUAUGUUUAGUCAGUAAAAUAGCUUAUGAUAGCAUUCGAUACCGGCAACUGGCAUUUGUUACGGACUGUGAUUGUUAUUUCUAUCUCAGCGGCCCCGAGGCACUUACGAAGCCCUUUUGUACCCCCGGAGAGGUCGGACAGUAAUUUAAUAUUUUAUUGAAGGAAAAUUGACGGAAAACUAAGGAAUAUUAGGUAUCUGCUUAAAGUUACUUUAUCAGAGAAAGGUUUUUAUGUUUCGUAUCUCUACUACUUACAACUAUGUUUAGUCAGUUUCUGUUGCAAGAAUUGGAUGAUAUUGCGUGAUGAUUGUUGUUUCGGUACAAGAAAUGUAUUUCUUUAAUGUUGAACCGUAGAAGAUAAGAAAGAACUAGUAAUAAGAAACUAUUAAAUA
Trichoplusia ni (cabbage looper) is the source of this 3079-nucleotide messenger RNA. RefSeq names its product rRNA methyltransferase 3, mitochondrial. The record is from RefSeq and is a predicted model, not a curated record. NCBI's taxonomy places the organism in Eukaryota, Metazoa, Arthropoda, Insecta, Lepidoptera, Noctuidae. Bases 185 to 1459 code for a protein of 424 amino acids. Gene Ontology annotation, biological process: RNA processing. Gene Ontology annotation, molecular function: RNA binding; RNA methyltransferase activity. The transcript is spliced from 5 exons.